GUAGGUGUUCUUCCUGGUUGUUGAUUCCCAUGUGAAAGUAGCAACAUCUCGGCCAUUAGCAAGUUUCAGUAGAAUGCACGCGAUAAUUGAAAAUAACAUUCGAUAGCGUGAGUAGACGCGCGCGCGCUUUUUGCUGUAAAAGCGUCUCCUUUUGAGCUGAAGGAUUCAUGCAAUGCAGUAUUCAUUUUGACUAAGUCCAAAAUGCCCGACUGCUGUGCCGCAGCAAACUGCGAGCAGAGUACGGACCAGUCCAACGUUUCCUUCUUCAGGUUCCCACUGGAUCCCGUUCGAUGUAAACAAUGGGUGGGAAAGUGCCAAAGACCAGAUCUGGAGACCAAAACACCUGAAGAUUUACACAGGAACUACAAAUUGUGCUCAAAACACUUUGAGACCUCAAUGAUAUGUCCGCAAAGCUCCCAGAUGUCUGUUUUGAAGGAUGAUGCUGUUCCUACUGUUUUCAAUUUUGCAACCAACCAACCAACUGGCAACAGAAAAAGGACACGGGAGAAAACAGGAGAGGAGCCGGUUGCCACAAAGAAAUCUAAAGGUACCAUCAAUAACUCAAACCCCUCUUUGCCAGAGGCACAAGAUAAAGUUGAGAGUGAUUCUGCUGAGAACAGCGAAACACACAAUCCUCCUGCACAUGAGGAGUCAGAGGAGGAUCCUGCUAUUUCCAAAGCGAAGGAAACUUUGAAAGACUACUUCAAGGAGACUUUAGCUUUCAUUGGUUUUAGCAUCGCAAACAAUGCAUCUCUUAACGUUGUUAAACCACUGGGGAAUGACCCAGCUGGGUCACUCUCUGUCAACACCAUAUGUGCAGAGAAGAUCGACCAAAAAGAAGUGCUCACCUUAGGUGAGGAUGUCAUGCGUGAGGAGAUCCGUAAUAGCUUGCGGCUUGCGCGCUUUUUUUCCAUAUUUCUCCAAGACAAGGUAAACAUUGAUGGCAAGGACCAGAUUUCUGUGUUUAUCCGCUCAGUCACAAGUGAAGGCUUCCCACAGAAGCACCUCAUGGGAUUCCUUCCCUGUGAUGUAGACUCUGAAAGUCUGUUCCUUAUGCUUAUAUCUGAAAUCCGGAACAAGUGGGGUCUGCGGAUGGAGCACUGCCGCGGCUUCACCUACCUGUCAUCAGGUGCCAUGUGUCAGAAACUGAAGGAUCUCUCAUGCAGGAUGCUGCGGGAUUUUCCACAGGUAGUUUUGUCCCCUAGUGAACCUUACGCUUUCAAUGUGUGGUUGAUUCGCUCCAUGCCCAUCCUUCCAAUUCAGGAUGUUGUUGAUACUUUAGAGCAGGUUGCUUCCAUUAUUAGGCAAUCGGAAACUCUGGCAAAGAAACUUAAUGCCAAGAUCAUUGCUUCGUACAGCCACAUCAAAGGCGAAGUGGACAGAGUAAAGGAGUCCUGUCAGAACCAUUGGGAACAUGCCACAGAUGCUUUUCAGACAAUGCUUGAUAUCUUAGAGCCACUUUUGAGCAGCAUUGGAGAGAUGUGCACCAGUGCCCUUUCAGAUGUGGACGCUGACACAAUCGUAGGGCUUCUAAUGCUGAAAGAGAAGCUGAAGAACUUCAAUUUCCUCAUUACUCUUGUGGUUUUGAAAAACACGCUGUGUUGCGUGAGCAUCCUGAACCCUAGUCUCAGGGGAAUAAUCAGCAUCAGCAGCACUUUGCAGUACACCAUCUCCAACACCUUAAAGCUUUUAAACAAACAUAUGCAGGAGAUCAACAUUUUUCACAGGAAGUGGUUUUCUGAUGCAGUGGCCAGAGCCAAGAAGUUGGGGGUGUCAGUGGAUCUGCCAGUGGAGAUGGUGACAAAUGGUGAUGGUGCAGAGAAACAUCAAGCCUCAUUGGAGGAUUACUACAGAGAAGCACUGAGUAAGAAGGUUAUACAGUACCUUGUUGAUGAAGUCAAAAGAGUCCUAGGCACUGAAAUGGCAAGAAUCCUCAGAUGGUUGUCAUUGGUGCCCUCAUAUAUGGCUGACCACAAUUUUAGCAUACGCAAAGACAAAGUUGCUGAUGCUAACCUGAAUAACUUGGCUCGUCCUGACUCCUUUUAUGAUGAGCUGGGCUGUUGGGAAGUGAAAUGGCGACAUGCUAGCAAGCGAAGGAUUCUUCCCACCAGUGUUUUUGCUACCCUAAAGAUCCCAGAUAUAGGAUUUUACCCAAAUGUACAGAGCCUGUUGAGAGUGUUGGGCACCAUCCCUUGUGUCCGCGCCGAAUCAGAUGUGUAUGGGCACUAUGACAUGGUGUUGGACCGCUAUCACUCCUACAUGAAAGAACUACCAGCGGAAAAGAGACUGAGCAAUAUGGCCUUUGUUUAUGUCAAUCAAGAUGUCCACUUCAGCACUGAGGAAAUGGUGGAGGCGUAUGUGAAGAAAUAUCCAGAAAUCUUGCAGCUAUUACGUGAAGAUGAUGUAAUGGAAGUGCAACCAUCAGUUCCUGAAACCAGUGCAAAUGAUGCCUCUAAAGAAGAUACAGAAGAACAGAGAGAGAUGACUUUAAAUAUGGACAUUGAGAGACCAAAACUGCCUGAGUAUGCAGAAACUGAUAAAGAGGCAUUCAAAUCUGCAUUACAGGCAGCUGUCACCGCAGCAUACAGUAGGCAAAGCAGACACACUCAGGGUGAUCAAGAUCAAGAAUUAGAAUAUGUGACCAAAUCCGAGAUGAAUGAAGUCCUUAAAGUUUGUGAGGAUGUUGUUAGGGAUAGGAUUCUUUUAGAGGCCGGAAAUUCAUUCUUCUCCCUGUUUAUCGACAGAGUUGUUAGAUUCGGAGAGACAGAAUACAUUCCCAUGUUCAUCAGAUUUGUUGACAGUUUUGAUGUCAUGCGUCUUGAGCUUCUGGGUUUUAUCGAGGUUAGGCAUGACACUGAGGCCAUGUGUGAACGACUUUUUGAUGUAGUCACCAAUGAGUGGCAUCUGGAUUUGAGCUACUGCAGAGGUCAAGCUUACCUUGGCUCUGGGGAAGUAUCCUACAAGCUCAAGGCCUUUGCAUGUAAAAUACAGGAGAAGUAUCCUCUUGCUAUAUGCACACACUGCUCGUGUUACUCUUUCAAUACCUGGUGGUCAAGGUCAGUUCCAGUAGCUGCAGUCAUCAGAGCCAUUGACACAUUAGAGGAGAUAGUGUCAUUUUUCCACAGCAUGCCUGCCCUUGAGAAAGAGUUAGAUCAAGUCUUAGCCAUAGGCCUAAGAGAGAGCUAUGAGAAAAUCCAUGAGCUUCAAGGAAAGUUCUGCUCCACUUGGCUUGAGAAACAUGACUCUUAUGAAGUCUUUGCUCAGAUUCUGGAGCCUCUGGUAGAUUGGUUAGAAAAUAUUGAUAACUGCCAAUCUCAGAGAUGGAGUUCGGCCGUAUCCAAAAAAGCCAAGAGACUACUUCAGUUAAUAAGGGACUUUGAUUUCAUUGUGGCAAUCAUUGCGCUAAAAAACGCCUCAUCCUUCACCAAAGAACUGAGUGCAGCACUACAGAAAGACCAUUUUAGUGCUGCCUCGCAGCUUAGCCAGAUCAGUGGUAUUGUGGCCACACUUAACAGAGUGAAAACCAACAUCAAGGUUUUCCAUCAGAAUUGGUUUGAUGAAGCUUCUUGUUUUGCUCAGAGUCUGAGUGUGCAGGUUAAAGUUCCUGAUAGUGUGAUCAUUCCAAGGGACAGCCUUUUGAAACCUGGUUCAUACUACAAAGAUGCAAUGAGUGUCCCUUUAGUUGACCACCUUAUAAACAUGGUAAAAGACUAUUUCUCUGAUGACCACAAGGAGGCCCUCAACCUGUUGUCCUUGGUCCCUUGCUCUGUGACAAUGAGCUAUGUUUUUGAAAUGCUCAAGUCAAAACCUCCAUUGUACAUUGGUGAUCUUCCCGAUCCUGACAACUUCUUCACGGAGCUGAGCUGCUGGAAAGUGAAGUGGAAAACAAAAGUGGUUAGUGUAACCAUACCAGAGACCAUUUUUCAGACUCUGCGUCUACCCCUUAUGCAGUACUUCAUAAACAUCAACACAUUGCUGAAGAUUAUGUGUGUGUUGCCAAGCACAGCUUUGGAAUAUUGUGGUGAGGUGAAGCGGCACAAAAUGUAUCAAGACUAUGUGAGCACCACCUCACCUAUGGACAGAUCACCCUGUUUAGCCGUGCUUCAGGUGGGCAUUGACUUUAACAGAGACCUAGACCAAAUGGUUGCUCAGUGCUUAAGGCUCACACCGAAGACAUUGGAGGGUAUUUGUCUGGACAAAGAAUCCAAAACCUUAGGAAGGGCUGCUGAAAUGAAAACCGAAGAUGACACCCACGUGAUUGAAGAAGAAGACAGGGAAGCUCAGCAGGACUCCAGAAUACUUGUGAUGAAUUCUGAGAUUACUGGCAGUGAAGCAGACAUCCACAAAGUUGGAGCAGAAAGCAUACAGACUCUGCAGCAGUCUGAGAAUAUAGAAGUGUUUGCUGGUUGCUUGGAAGUGGCAUCUGAGGAGCCGCAUGUAAAGGUUGAAGAAGUAGAGCUGGUUCCAGAUGAGAAUGGCCAUUCCAAUGAACCAGCUGACAGCACAAGUAACUGUGACGAAGUCUUUAUACAGGCAGCUAAGCUUGCAAGGAGAAACUGCUCAUUGAUUGACCUCAGUAAACCAGAGCAAGAUGCCGUUGUUCAGAAUCUUGCCUCGUGUCAUUGGGUACAGGAGGAAGGGAAAUUGUUUUCAGAGGGAGAAAUGUUACAAAGAAUUGUGAAGGCCAUACGACAAACAAUCCUCACUGAAGUUCAUGACUCUCCUUUCUUUUCAAUCAUCACUGAUAGAACUAUCUCAGUUGGAGAGGUGAAGUUCCUACCAGUCUUUGUUAGAUAUGUGAAUGACUGCAUACCCAAAGUGGAGCUUAUAGGAUUUCUGCCUUUUGAUGAAAGCUCUGAUGUGGAUUUGCAAGCUAAGGCUCUUUCAACCACACUUGAGGAUGAGUGGGGACUUCAAAUGGGCUGCUGUCGUGGCCAGUCCAUCAUGUGCUUUGGUACGGGGAGCAGAAGUCUCAGAAAGAUGGCUUUGGGCUUUAUAGAGAGCUAUCCGUUAGCUGUGAACACUCCCAGUGAGUCUUGUGGACUUGCCUACUGGCUGGCUUUAAGCCUACAAAAUGCCUCCAUUACAAAGGUUCUAGAGACCGCUGAGAAUCUGCUACAGUUUUUUGACCAGUCACCCAAAUUAGGCAGUGAGCUUUCCAAGACCAUGGAUGGGCUGCUGAAUACACCACGGGAAGCACUUGGAGAGAUCCCAGAGACCUGCCUCUCCAGAUGGAAAAAGAGAGAAGACUUCUUCGAUAUUUUGGUGGACAUGCUGGAGGGAGUCCUGAACUGCUUAGAUUCUGUGAGCACCAACUGCAGUGGGUCAUGGAGUAGAAGCAUGUCACUGCAUUCCCAGACCCUGUCCACCGCUAUUAGGCAGGUUGAUUUUGUCAUCCCCCUAGUGAUCUUAAAGAAUGUCUGUGCUCCCUUGAGGAAUUGCAGCACUGUGUUUCGCUGUGGAAACCCUGCUGACAUUAUUUGCGAACUUGAGAAGAUUAUGCCAAUAAUAGAUUAUUUUAGCAAGAUGUUGGACAAUCUGAGUGCAAUGCAUUCUAUCUGGUUUGAGGAGGCAGUGGAGCUUGCUGCUAAGGUCAUGGGAUUGCUGUCAUAUGCAGAAUCUGUCAGUAGCUAUGAUUCACCAGAAAUGUUCUACAUGGAAGCAGUAAGCUUACCAAUUCUAAAUGGUUUAAUUGAAGAAAUGAAGUUUAACUUCUCAGAGAAUCAUCUAAAAGCCCUGAAAGUUUUGUCCCUACUGCCAACGUGCAACCCUCUGCCUAUUCUCCCAGAAUCCACAGAUAAACUGCACACUAUAUACCUGAGUGAUCUCCCUGAGCCAGAGACAGCUGAAGAAGACAUUAACACCUGGGCCACAGUAUGGAGGGAGAAGUAUCAAGAUGUUUGUCCCCCCACCUCCAUCUCUGAGACAUUGCUCCAUAAUGAAGCCAGAAACCUUCCAAACGUUACAACACUUCUUAAGCUUGUGGCAGUGUUGCCUAGUAUUAGCAUGGAGUGUGAUCUAAUGAAGACGACACUAAACUCCUUGAGGACCUUACUCAGAGGUAGUAUCUUCAGUAAGCCUGAAGCUGUGAUGCUUCUAAUGCAUCGCCAGACACUGCAGAGCCUGGAGGAGGUUAUUGAGAAAUGCAUGGAGGUUGAUCCAGAAAGAAAUCAAUUCCUUGCUCAGGUAAAAUCAAGAGUUAAUCAUCUGAGAAUGGAAGGUGAGGUGAUUACCAUGGCUCCACAGGAGAUGGCUGUAGAUAAAAAUGGUUCGGAUUAUCCACAAGAGACAAAGGUUGCUGGAAUCGAUGUUGAAACUGCUGCUCCAGAGGCAAUUCUAGUGGAAACCAAUGAUUCUAGUGAAAUGGAAAGAGCUGAAGAAAACAUACCUGAACAGACAUCAUCUUUAACACUUAACAGCUCAGAAAGAGCCACAACUACAGCUCAAGUCUUCCAUGCUCUGCCAACCAGCACAUCUGACCAACUAAUAGAAUCUGUCCAAGAUGCCAUUAUGCAAUCUACAGUAACAGAACAUGAUAAAAGUGAUCCACUGAUCGUUCUUGUUCAAGAUGUAAAUAAUAGAUCUGAAGUACUUGAUCAGUGUGGAAUUGGUCCGUCAGUAACAGAGGAUCAAAUCAUUACUAAUCAAGGUGAAACUGAGCAAUUUAAUGAAGAGCGGCCAGUUAGCAAUGUUCAGUCAGUAUCAUUCAAUCAAAGUGAAACUGAUGAACCUAUGGAAGUUGAUCAGUUUGUAGUAGCAGAACCAGGUAAAGCUGACCAGCCAGCAACAGAAGAACAAAGUGUACCUGAUCAGGUCAUGGCAGUUGUUCAAACUGAAACUGAUUCCUCCAUAGUUGCUCAAGAUGAAGUUUGUCCCACAGUAACAGGGUUAGCAGAUGGUCAACUUGUGUCAGCGGAUCAGAGUGAACCUGUUCAGCUCAUGUCAGUUGAUCAAAAUGUAAAUGAUCAGUUAUUGUCAGUCCAUCCAAGCGAAACUGAUCAAGUCAUGGAAAUUGCUGUGAGUGGAAAUUAUCCAUACAUAGUUGAAGAUCAGGGUGGAAAUGGUCAUCCAGCAACAGGGGAACAGUGUGUAGUUGACCAAUUGGAAGUUAGUCCAGUUGAAACUGAUCACUCUAUUGUAAAAGGUCAGGAUGAAGCUUGUCGUAUAGUAACAGUGAUGGCACAUGAAGGAGAAACUGGUCAGUUGGUUUCAGUGGAAAAAACUGGAUCUCAUGAACUUGAGACUGUUGAUAACUCUGGAAAUUAUCAUUCUCUACCAGCAGGUCAGGAUGAAACUGGUCAGUCAGUAACUGAAGAUCAGACCGUAAAUGAUCAGUUCAUGGCAGAUGGUCAAUUUGAAACCGUACAUUCAGUAGUGGAAAGUCAAGAUGCUGAUCAGACAGAACCUGGGUUAGCAAAUGAAAGGGAGUUCAUAUCAGAGGAUCAAAGUGAAUCUCACAAGCUCACGGUAGUUGACUCUGAAAAUGAACAGUAUCUAAUAGCAGAUCAAAGUUUAACUGGUCAGUCAGAAAUGGGAGACCCAAGGGUAACAGAACAGUUUAUAAUAGUUGGUCAUGUUGUAAAUGAUCAUUCCAUAGUAGAAGAUCAAAAUAAGAUUGGUCAGACAGAAUCUAGGUUUCCAAGCCAAGGUGAAACUAGUCAGUUAGUAUCAGGAGAUCAAAAUGUACCUAACCAGUUUAUAGCAGUUGGUCAAGUUGAGUCAGAUCAAUCUAUAGCUGAGGGCAAAAUUGAAACCACUCAGACAGAAACUAUAUUACCAAACAAAGUUGGAACUAGUCCGUUAAUAUUGGGGAAUCAAAGUGGAGCUGAUCAUCUCAUGGUAGUUGACUCUGGAAAUUAUCAGUCUGUAAAAGUAGAUCAUAGUGGAACUGGUCAGUCUGUCUUACCAAAUGAAGUUGGAACUAAUCAGUUAGUUUUGGGAGAUCAAUGCAGAUCUGAUGAGCUGAUUGUUGAGUCUGGAAAUGAUCAGACUGCAACCAUAGGUCAAGCUGGAGCUGAUCAGUCAUCAGCAGAUCAAACUGUAGCUGAUACAUUUGUUGUAGUUGCAACUCAUCAGCCUUUAGUAGAACAUCAAAGUGUAUUUGGGUUAGCAGAUGGAAGUGGAACGAGUCAGAUAGCAUCAGGGAAUCAAAAUGGAAAUGAUCAGCUUGUGGCAGAUGAACCUUAUGGAAAUGAUCAGUCUGUAGUAAAAGCUCAAUGUGAAACUAUUCUUUCAAUUGUAUUGAAUCAAAGUGUGCCUAAUCAGUGUGUGGCACUUAGUCAAGGUGAAAAUGAUCAGAUUGUACCAGGGAAUCAAAGUGAAACUGAUCAGUCCAGCAUACUAGAUCAGGCUGGCCUUGAGAAACCCAAAAUAGUUGCAGACUGUGGCACAGAUAAGUUUAGUUCUGUUGCUCCUGAUUGCUCAGACAAAGAAACUGCAGCAGUAUACAUUAGCCUUGAUCAGUCCUCUGCAAUAUCUCCAUGUGUUUCUGACCAUUGCACACCUGCUUCACCUGAAGAUAUUACUGAUCAUCCCAUGGCAGCAGAAUCUGAAGGCACAGUCCAGCCUGAAGCAAAGGCUCAGGAUGGUGCAAACCAGGUACUUAACCUGGAUCGCAAUGGACUAGAAAAAAUAGUUUUUACCCCAUACGAUGCUGUUGCUCGAGAGGAAUUGUUUAAGGAACUGUGCAACAUAAAGUUAUUUUCAAUAGUCACUGAGGAAGAGUUUGCAAUUGAUGGACAACCAUACAUGCCUGUAGGGAUACACUACCUUAACAAACAAGACAUUCAGUGUGAAAAUAUAUUAGCCUUUAUCCCCCUUUCCACAAACAUUCCUUCAUUUGUGGAUACACUCACCAUAACCCUCUCUGAGAAUUGGGGAUUGAACUUGGCACUCUGUAGAAGUCAAUCUUUGGCAAGACCAGGUGUCCCUCAGAUGACACAGGCUUCAGCUUUGCUUUCCCAGAGACUCCCUCAUGCUUUCAGUUUCCCAAACCUUGUAACUCCAAAAUCUUUGCUAGCCAGUUUGUCCUCCCUAACAGACACAACUCACUGUUUUGAGUGCUUGGAGCAGCUCUUCAUGUGGUUCUCUGAGGAUAUUCAGCGACGUGUAAGACUAGAGGAUGCUGUUGUGCAUUUGUUCCAGAAUGAUGAAAGGAAGGCAAGUGAUCUGAAAGCCAAGAUCAGCAGCAAUCAAUUGGCAAUGAGCCCCGAAGUUCUGGAACUUACUUCAGACAUUCUAGAGGCCAUUGCCUUUACCUUGAAUGAGAUGAAAGGGAACCAAGAUAAUGAGGCAAACAAAACACAGGCUCAAAGCUUCCUUUCUGCUAUCCAAAACUUUGAUUUCAUUUUGACUGUUGUGAUUAUGAAAAACAUCUUGAGGCUCACCAAAAGCAUAAGCCUAAGCCUUCAGGGAAAUGCCUUCGAUGUGUAUCAAGCUGUAAACCGCCUGUCUGAUCUGCUCCCCUCUCUCAGUGAAAUAAAGAACAGUAUUGACUCACAUCAUCAAAUCUGGUUUCAAGAGGCAGUUGCAUUAGCGUCUAAGCAGCCACUUUCACUACAACCGCCCUUAAAUGUGCACUACAGAGAGGACUUCAGUAAAGGGGCCAUUGAGCACUGUAUUGCUGAGAUGGAAGGGCUCUCCCAGGAUGUCCUGUCUGCUCUUCGCUGCUUGCAGGUUGUGCCUUAUGUCAUGUCGAAAGUGGAGGGAUGCUGCAAGGACACGGAGUUUGUCAAGGUGUUCCAAUAUGUCUUACCUGACCUAAACUCCUUCCAGGAUGAACUGCAGAGGUGGAGGGACAGAUGGCAAGACUCUAUUGCAAGUCAUCAACACCUACCCGACACUGUUCUCGGCACUCUCAAAACUUCAGACAUUGAGUCUUUUCCCAACAUUUCAACUAUCCUUAGGCUCCUGGCAGUCCUGCCUGUCUCCAGCACACAGAGUAGCUUCACACAGGGAAAGAUUCAUUCUGAGCUGUACCGUCUGUAGUAAGCUUGGCUUAGCUGCCCCCAAACAAGCUCUCUAAUAGGAUGUCAUACACUUCUGAAACUUCAGAAUGUCCCAUUGUUUUCUGUAAACUGUAGGUCACAUCUGGCAGUAGGUUUCAGUGUGUGUGUGUAUGUAUGUAUGUAUGUGUGUGUGUGUGUGUGUGUGUGUGUGUGUGUGUGUGUGUGUGUGUGUGUGUGUGUGUGUGUGUGUGUGUGUGUGUGUGUGUGUGUGUGUGUGUGUGUGUGUGUGUGUGUGUGUGUGUGUGUGUGUGUGUGUGUGUCAAUAUAUAUAAUUGAAUUAUACCUGUAGACUUUAAGUAUAACCACAUAUUGGUUUUAUUAAAAACAUCUUUUUUUUUUUACAUUUCUUUUAUGUAAGUGGCAUGGAAAAAGAGGACCGCUAAUUGGGACCAAUGUCUUGCCAAAAAAAAAUGAGAAUAGGAUGCCCUUGUGGGGCCUUACUGCUUUGUGCCUUUAUGCAAAAACCUCCAACAUAACUCUUUAAAUCAUGUGACACCGAAAGUGUGGAUGGAGGCUUUCACAAAAACACUUUUUGGGAAUUUCCUAAUAUCUUCAGGAACUUUUAAAGACUACAAAUCAUAUAAAUACUCGAGAUGCAUUGCGAGGAGAAGAGAUUCAUGUUUUAUUCAUUCAUUUACACAAUGAAAUGUAACUGUGUUAUAUUGUCAAAAAGUCAUCCAUCGGCACAAACUAAAAAUAGCUUGUCUCAUUAUGCUUGUUACAAUGUUUGAUUUGUUUGCAGUUUUAUUUAGAUGAAUGGAUCUUUAUGUAAACCAUUCUCCCUGAAGCCGCCCUCAUGAAGGAAGCGUACAUAUAUGUUUGACUAAAAUAAACAAAUAAAAUCAAUGAAAAGAA
Carassius gibelio (silver crucian carp) is the source of this 10862-nucleotide messenger RNA. RefSeq lists its product as uncharacterized. The transcript is spliced from 14 exons. NCBI's taxonomy places the organism in Eukaryota, Metazoa, Chordata, Actinopteri, Cypriniformes, Cyprinidae. The record is from RefSeq and is a predicted model, not a curated record. The coding region runs from base 202 to 9987 and encodes 3261 amino acids.